Molecule: messenger RNA, 492 nt
Organism: Mollisia scopiformis
Lineage: Eukaryota; Fungi; Ascomycota; Leotiomycetes; Helotiales; Mollisiaceae
Exons: 2
Coding region: 1-492 (163 amino acids)
Source: RefSeq, a predicted model, not a curated record
AUGCCCAAGAACCAAAGCAAGAAUCUCUCUGGCGAUAACGCGUAUCUGCUCCCCCGCUCAAAAGGCCAGCCCCGCCGCGCCAUGACCAAAGCCCAGCAGAAGAAGCUGAAAGUGAAAGGAAUGAAAGCGAUCAAUGCUCGAAACCGAAGCACUUUCCUCCAGAAAUCAACGCUACCACAACCACCUCCAGUCUUCACAUGCUUCUCGAACCUCCCAGCCGAACUGCGUCUAAAGGUCUGGGAAUUCGCCGCCGAGAACGAGAUUCAAUUGAUGCACAAGCACGUACAUUCAUCGGGCGAUGCGUUUAAUUCGUGGCUUUAUCCAAGUCUGAGCUGGACUUGUCGUGAUUCUCGGGCUACUGUGAUUGCGUGUUUAAGUUUCAAAUCAUGGGUGUGGGCUGGGCGACUUGCUUGCAGGCUUCGGUUUUCAAAGUGGUUAUUCAAGAGAACUCUGGUAUGGAGUACAGGGUGGUCUUACAUCAAUCGGGUCUAA